Messenger RNA from Strigops habroptila (Kakapo), 2647 nucleotides. RefSeq names its product monooxygenase DBH like 1 (gene MOXD1). The transcript has 12 exons. Lineage: Eukaryota; Metazoa; Chordata; Aves; Psittaciformes; Psittacidae. The coding region runs from base 472 to 2322 and encodes 616 amino acids. Gene Ontology annotation, biological process: dopamine catabolic process; octopamine biosynthetic process; norepinephrine biosynthetic process. Gene Ontology annotation, molecular function: dopamine beta-monooxygenase activity; copper ion binding. The record is from RefSeq and is a predicted model, not a curated record. Gene Ontology annotation, cellular component: secretory granule membrane.
CUUUGCCUCCGGGCUUCCUACCGCGGACUUCUUACACUGCAGUUAAAGCUCCCGUGGGACCGGCGAGCAGCGGGGAGCCCCGUCCGCCGCCGCCUCCACGCUUCCCCGGUCACAAGGAGGAUUUUCGCUCGGUAACGCGAACCCCGAGCGCUUCCCAGGGAAGCGCCCGCGGGAGCCCCGCGGCCGCGGUGAGCGCACGGCAGGUGCUGCCGGCCCGGCCCGGCCCCGACGGGGGCCGCGGGGGAACGGGGGGCGGCCGCAGCGCCGGGGCGGGGAAGGAACAAAGCCGCUGCCGAGGGCGCGCUGCCCCGACGGGGCCGGCCGGCACGGUGCCGCCCGCAGCGGGGCGGGGUGACCGGGGCACCCGGCCCCCCUUCUCCGUGCACACACACACACACACACAGACGCCCGGACACACGCGUUCCCGGGCACACACAGAGGCACCGGCGGCCGCCGGUGAGCGGCGGGAGGAUGCGGCAGCUGCAGCCCUGGGCGCUGGUGCUGGGCGGGCUGCUGUGUGUAGCCGCCACCGCCGCCGAGCCGCCGCGGAGCUACCCGCACAGCGCGGUGCUGGACGGCGCGGCCGUGUACCGCCUGCGCUGGGGCCGCCGCGGCAGCGCCGUCGCCUUUCGCCUAGAGGUGCGCACCCGCGGAUACGUGGGCUUCGGGCUCUCCGCCAGCGGCGGCAUGGCCUCGGCCGAUAUCGUGGUGGGGGGCGUGGAGCGGGGCCAGCCCUACCUGCAGGAUUAUUUUACAGAUGAAAACAGAGUGCUCAAAAAAGACCCUCAACAGGAUUACCAUCUGGAAUAUGCCAUGGAAAACAGUACACAUACAAUACUGGCUUUUAGCAGAGAACUGCACACUUGUGACACAAAUGACAAGAGCAUAACGGAGAGCACAGUGCGGGUAAUAUGGGCAUACCACCACAAAGACAUGGGAGAAGCAGGUCAAAACUACCAUGGGUCUAAUCGUGGUACAAAGAGUCUCCGUCUACUGAAUCCUGAGAAAGAAGAAGUCUCAUUUGCCUCUUUGCCAUACUUUGACUUGACAAACAAAGACGUGCCUGUACCAGAAAAGGAUACAACAUAUUGGUGCCAAAUGUUUAAGAUUCCUGUACAACAUGAAAAGCAUCACGUGAUAAAGGUUGAGCCGUUGAUCCAGAAAGGCCACGAGAAUCUGGUGCACCAUAUUCUGCUCCAUCAGUGCAGCAGCAAUUUGAAUGACAGUGUGCUCGACGAUGGGCAUGAGUGUUACCACCCCAACAUGCCAGACUCUUUUUUCGCAUGUGAGACAGUCAUUUUUGCUUGGGCCAUUGGAGGAGAGGGCUUCACCUACCCUCCUCAUGUUGGCUUAUCCAUUGGCACAGCAGCUGACCCUCAGUUCGUUCUUAUGGAGGUGCAUUAUGACAAUCCAUCAUACACAGAAGGCUUGAUAGAUAACUCUGGUCUGAGGCUAAUUUAUACUCCAGUUUUAAGGAAAUACGAUGCUGGGGUUAUUGAAGCUGGUCUUUGGGUCAGCCUCUUCCACAAUAUCCCACCGGGCAUGCCUGAAUUUGUGUCAGAGGGUCACUGCACGCUGGAAUGUCUAGAAGAGGCUCUAGGUGCUGAAAGACCUGCUGGGAUUCAUGUACUUGCGGUACUACUUCAUGCCCAUCUUGCUGGCAGAGCUAUUAGGAUGCGCCACUUCCGCAACAGCGAGGAGCAGAAGCUGCUUGCUUAUGAUGAUGAGUUUGACUUCAACUUCCAGGAAUUUCAGUAUCUGAAAGAAGAAAGAACCAUCUUGCCAGGGGAUAACUUAAUCACAGAAUGUCACUACAGUACUGUGGACAGAAUUCGCAUGACAUGGGGUGGUCUGAGCACCAGGAAUGAAAUGUGUCUGUCGUAUCUGCUCUAUUACCCGAGAAUCAACCUCACCCGAUGUGCAAGUAUUCCAGAUAUAAUGGAACAGCUCCAGUUCAUUGGUGUUAAGGAAAUCUAUAGGCCAGUCAGGACUUGGCCUUUCAUUAUCAAGAGCCCUAAACAAUAUAAAAACCUGUCUUUUACGGAUGCAAUGAACAAAUUCAAAUGGUCCAGAUCGGAGGGUCUCUCCUAUAAUGAACUUGUGCUUAAACUGCCAGUCAAUGUGAGAUGUUCAAAAACAGAUAAUGCAGAAUGGUCGAUCCAAGGCAUGACAGCUUUACCUCCUGAAAUAGAAAGACCAUACAAGACAGAACCAGUAAUAUGCAGCUCAUCUUCCUGUUUACGUUUCAGUUUAUUCCUAACCCUAUUGUUUGUUGUACAUGUCACAGCCAGUGCUAUAGGAAACAUUGGACCCUUUGUAUAAUAUUUUUUAUUCAUUUGUGUUCUGUAUGCCAUGCAAGUUCUGAUGUGUUUGCACUGUUGCUAUAGUAGAUUUAUUUUUUUACAUAUUAAUAAACUAAAUUUGCCAGAACAAAAUGUGUAUUCCUCUGAAAACUGGGGGGAGGUGUAGGUUUUCAAUGUAAAGUAUGUAUAAAACACAGUAGGUACACUGGCACAUUGCAUAUUGAAAUGUUUUCCUGUACCAUUUUGUUACACUUUGUCCUGGCUCUUUCACGUGGUGUUUUAAAAAUCAACUAUGUAUAUGGGUAAAAUUAAUAAACUAAAAGCAACUUAGUUAGCCACAUUCA